Messenger RNA from Achroia grisella, 2094 nucleotides. Its product is annotated as GATOR complex protein NPRL2-like. The transcript is spliced from 10 exons. Gene Ontology annotation, cellular component: vacuolar membrane; GATOR1 complex. The record is from RefSeq and is a predicted model, not a curated record. Bases 164 to 1558 code for a protein of 464 amino acids. Gene Ontology annotation, biological process: negative regulation of TORC1 signaling; positive regulation of autophagy. Gene Ontology annotation, molecular function: GTPase activator activity. NCBI's taxonomy places the organism in Eukaryota, Metazoa, Arthropoda, Insecta, Lepidoptera, Pyralidae.
CUUAGCAAAUGUCCCUCAUACCAUUUUGUAAUAUAAUUCAAUUUCCGCGUCUACCAUUUAUUCUUACUUUAAAAGUUAUUGGUCUCAAGAACUGUUGUUUUUAAAAUAGUGCAUAGGAAAAUCAUUGCAUUGUGAUGAUUUGGUAUUAAGUGAGACGCAUCAAAUGCAAGUGCAACAUCUUUUCAAUGGAAUUUCGCAGCAGCCUGCCGAAGACGCGUUAGACCAGAAACACAGCUUAAUGUCCUCUAAGGUGAUGGAAACCCGUUACUACGAAGGGUGCGGACGUGAAGGCCCGAUUCGGUGCAUAUUUUUAGGGGAAUUUCACCCCAUCGCUGGACCUAAAAUCUCAUGUCAGUUUCCUGAAGAUUACAUAUCCAAGGAAGUAUUUGACUCAAUCAGCGCAUAUAUCAUUCCCAAACCACAAAUACAGAAAUGCACUAUGACAAUAAAUGCCCUUGGUCACAAAAUAGUUGGCUACCCAAUCAGAAUAGAUAACUCUCGUUAUGAGCGCAAUGUUUACCUGUUCAACUUGUGCUUUGUAUGUGAUAGUUGGUCAAAGACUGUACAGUAUGAGCCCGUUGUUAAGAAGCUAGGAGAACACUUGACUAUAAUGGAGGAAGAGACAAGAUUUGUGUCAAGUGGUUGCACUAAGCUACCUACUUUGCUGGCUCACCUUCUACAUGACCUCAACACGCACCGUAAAGCUACAUUAGUAGAGGGUGAUACAGUGAUGCACCUGAAAGUGCUUGAGGUACGUAAAGAUCCAAGCCCAGUCAACGAUCACGACGUGCCGGUGCUGGUGGCGUCUGUGGGGCUGCCGCGCCCCGGACGCCCGCAGAGGACCACGCCACCGGAGGGCGCCGAAGUACCUCACCGCGAGCACCUCGAUCUCGACCUGGACGACGAGGAGCCCUUUGAAGUGGACUUGGACGCUGACUGGGAUCUCACUACCAGACAACUAUUACCAUACAUCAACGGGUACAACCACGUAUCAAAAAUAGCCGCUGACACGAAUGUAGAGAAAACUCUGGUCAAGUCCUGUAUUCAGAAUUUACUCUACUAUGGUGUGGUGACUCUGAUACCGGUGCUGAAGUUCAGCAACAUGUAUAGGGCGACGCCCAGCCUCAGCCGACUAUUUAGCGAUCAUGAGUUACAGAAGUCCUGUCUCGCAUUCAUCACUAUGGGCUAUGAAAAUAAAGAGAAGCCCAAGUUGUCAGACGUGUUGGGGAUACUGUGCGCGCUGCAGCAGGGAACUACCCUGCGGGCAGUCAGCGAGCGGUUCUGCAACACUGUACCUGCAACCUUGGAUAUACGACGCCUAGUGGUGUUUGCACAGAUGCAUGGCCUUAUUAAAUGUCUUAAACGAUAUCCAGUAUACAUCCGCAGCCCACCGCGGCCUAACGGGUUCACGAACCGAGCGGACCCCAUGACCGGCAUCCGGCGAUUGUUCACCGGGCGGCACUGCGCCGACGAGAUCUGCUGUCUCGCGCGCAUCGAGCUGGCCGCCCUCGAUCAGAUCAUAGAGGAAGAUCCCAAUGUGGCCAUCAUAUGGAGCUAGCUGCGGUUCGUCAGUAGCAAAUAGCGAACAUUGCACUGGCGACUGCUGGAUGGCGACUUGUCUUCUUACAAGGAGACAACCAUGGAACCUGGAGGAACGGUGCACUUUCCUCGUCGUCAACAACAAUUGUAGCGACCAUCUCCACAAAUUUGACAACCUGCUUGUACCAUGCAAGAGCUAAUGAAGAACUGUGUCAACCUCUAGAAAUACGACUAUUUAUACUAGAAAUAUUACAUGACACACACAAUGCAGUAAAUUCUAUGGAAUCUUUGACAAAGUAAAUAUUUUUUUUCAAAACACUGUUCUAAAAGUUAUGCCAAUCUUCGAAAACCAACAGUAUCUCUGCACCGGUGGUACCGUUGGGGAGUGCCAAGGAGAGGAAAGUUUGAGGAGUCCCCACAAAUAUCACAGUAAUGGAACCAUGGAAUCUAUGCCAUCCAAAAUAUAUAUAUAUGCACAUACGCCGCAUACUGGUUUGUUACUUAUUAUUAUAUGCUAGUUUGAAGCGGUUCUCUGGUAUAACAUUUAGAUAUUAU